Molecule: messenger RNA, 747 nt
Organism: Mitosporidium daphniae
Lineage: Eukaryota; Fungi; Microsporidia
Product: tryptophanyl-trna synthetase
Exons: 2
Biological process (GO): tryptophanyl-tRNA aminoacylation
Cellular component (GO): cytoplasm
Molecular function (GO): tryptophan-tRNA ligase activity; ATP binding
Source: RefSeq, a predicted model, not a curated record
AUGAACUCGUCAUCUCAAGUUUGUCAUCAAUUUUCUCACAUCGCAAUCGAAGAAAAUUCCAAGCGUGAAAUACCCCCAAUGGAGACCGAUCAACAGGUUACGCCCUGGGAUGUUAAGGGUGCCGUUGUUGACGGCGAAAUCAAGGCAAUCGAUUAUGAAAAGCUGAUCGUCCAAUUCGGAGUGUCGAGGAUUACGCCAGAUCUUAUUGAGCGAUUGGAAAAGGUCACCGGGCGACCUGCUCACCAUUUAAUCCGUCGUGGAAUCUUCUUUGCGCAUAGGGAUUUGUCUCGGAUUCUCGAUCUUCACGAGCAAGGAAAGCCGUUUUUCCUGUACACAGGAAGAGGCCCCUCAAACGAAUCGAUGCAUUUGGGACAUGCCAUCCCAUUUAUAUUUUGUCAAUGGCUACAGGAGGUUUUUGAUGUUCAUCUUGUCAUACAACUGACGGACGAUGAAAAGUUCCAUUUCAAGGAGCACUUGACGCUCGAUGACGUUAAACGAUAUGCAAUUGAAAAUGCCAAAGAUAUAGCUGCGUUUGGAUUCAAUCCGGAGAAAACGUUUAUCUUUUUGGAUUCGGAAUACUAUGGCUACAUGUUUGAUACAAUUCUACGUGUACAAAAGUGCUUGAAUUUCAACCAGUGCUCGUCGGUGUUCGGGUUCGACCAAACUACAUCCAUCGGAAAGCUCUCCUAUCCCUGUGCAGAGAUCGCCACAGCCUUUCCCGGUGCAUUUCCUCAUCUUUUUGGAAAA